Molecule: messenger RNA, 4887 nt
Organism: Haplochromis burtoni (Burton's mouthbrooder)
Lineage: Eukaryota; Metazoa; Chordata; Actinopteri; Cichliformes; Cichlidae
Product: dynein axonemal heavy chain 12
Exons: 14
Coding region: 2013-3791 (592 amino acids)
Biological process (GO): intracellular signal transduction; innate immune response
Cellular component (GO): cytoplasm
Molecular function (GO): protein binding
Source: RefSeq, a predicted model, not a curated record
UAAACUACAUCAAUAUUACCAGAAACUGGCUUACGUUUAACAUUUAAUUCAGGCCAAUUAUGUCAGUCUUUUCUGUAUAUAUCCUCAAAAUAAGGACUUCAAGUAAUUUUGUAAGAUCUCAUUAAUGUGAACAGUAGCAAAAACAAGUUUCACAUGAACAUAUUUUUGCGGUUUGGUCGUCAUUUUGCACUCACCCUUUCAUGUGACGUAAAUAAUUUAAAAUAUGUGGGCGACUCAACAUACAGUCAUUAAGUACAGGGCUGGGAUAAUAUAAAGAUUCUGACACUGAUUUUGAAUGUAGACACAGUUAUACCUGAUCUCAGAUCAUAAGCUGGGUCAUAAUACUGUGGAUCAAAAAUAAGUGAAGACAUACAGACCUGCCGUUGAUGUAAAAAGAACAUGUUUUUGGGUUAUACUGAGCAAAGUCUUCCAGUGGUUUAUCCCCCAAAAGGAGCUUUUGAGUUCAGCAGAAGAAGAAAAAAAUCUAAAAGUGCUGCACGUUUCACAAAAUGAUGGCAUUUUGUGGCCCAACCUGUGUUAUUAUUAUUUUUAAGUUUUAAACAGGUUUCCAGUUACUUUGGUACUACGAGUGUUACACAAUUAAUACAAACAAAUCAAAGAUAUUUUAAGAAGUGAAUUUAAAAAUAAAAACUACACUUAAAGGUACUUGUUCUUUUAAAAAUGGUAUAAAAGCUGUUUCUAUGACUUAAUUUCCAAGGAGAUAAACUAAAGCUGUAUCUGUGCUGUCUGUGGUUUUAGUCUGAUACCACUUUGUAACAGCAGAUGCUGCAGUGAGUCUGUCAUUUUUAUUUAAGGAGGUCAUUAAAAACACGUUCAUUGAUGGUGGUGCCCUGGAGAAAUGAAAUACCUCUUGAGAGAACGAGCUUCAAGCUAAAACAAAUUUUUAAAAAAAGAAAUGCCUAACAGUAACAGCUCAUAACGUCUCAGUAAACACGGUGAAACGCUGCCCUCUGGUGGAAAAAGUUUGAAUUACAUUUUGCACUGAUUAAAAUAAAUAAAAGUCACAUCAUGACACCAAGUCGUUUAAACUUCAUGGAUAACAAGUUGGAUCCAGAAACCAUUUUGAAUCCAUGACCACCGCUCUCUCCUUGUCCCUCCUGACUGCUUUGUCUAGUUUUGCUUUAUGCUUGCGUCCUUGGCACUAAUAGUGUGAGGUGGUGCCUGCAGGCUAGUCCAGCUCCUCCAGUGCCAUCAGAAGGUUUACUCUGUCUUCCAGCUGAGUUUUAAGAGUGUGGAGGAGUUACAAGGAGAGCCGGACAGGGCCAUAGAAGGUCAUCAGCCCAGCAGUGGGACCGGUAUCUGCUCCUUUGUGCCAGGUCCGAAAGCAGGAGCACUGCCAGAGCCCUACAAACUGACCUCCAGCUGACAACCUUUAGUGAGGUCUGUGCUCACAGCUCAGCGUCGUGAAGCUCGCCCGGCAGGUCCACAGCUGGAGUCCUGCCACAGUACCAGAUAUUUGCUCUAAACAAUUUGAAGAACACAGCUUAGAACAUUUUCUUUAAAAAAAAUAAAAAAAGGCAAAUCUGAGGUGUGUGUUGGGCUUUUUUAAACUGGGAUAAUUUGAUAACAAAAUUCAGGCAAACUCUGAUGAUUGUGUCAACGCUUUCUUUUUUAAUUCUAAAUUGUCAACAAAAUCAGGCAGACGAGCUGACAAUGAGAAGCAGACACCAAACAGACUGGAGGGUGGAGGUGUGUCAGGGUAAACAGCUCUAACCACCCUGCAGUGUCACGCUGUCUGUCUACAGCAGGUAAAUAUAGUAACUGGUGUCAGAUCCCUGUCCUCUCAGCCAGAGUGUUGUAGCUGCACAGAGGAAACAUGACAGGCCCUGAGCCUGAGCUUUGCAGGAUUGUCACACAUGUGAGACGUCUCUGAUGCAGAUGUGUUAAUCUGCUUUCAGCAACAACAACUUUGAAUCUGCAGGGACUCAGCCAACCCAACACCAAAGCACAAGGAUUCACCUGGUCUGACCGCGAUCAUUUAUUCUGGCAUCAUGGAGCUUGAUCGGUUCGGCAUUCACGAUGAGGAUGAUGAAGAUGAUGCAGCCACUCAGUACAUGAUUGAACAGAGUCUGCUGGAGAGCAACAAGCAGAAGGAGAUGCACAGAAACGCCACAACGCGGGAGGACAGGAGCAGCUCAGAAUCUGCAGACAUCAGCAAGAUCUUCACUGCUAUUAGACAAGGUAAUGAGAAGCUCCUGAAGGAUCUGUGUGUCAGACAGAAAGAGAGCUUUUCACUGGCAGACAGCAGAGGCUGGACGCCUCUCCACGAAGCAGCAUCUCAGAGCAACCAGAGCAUCCUGGAGCUCACGUACAAAGCUUCAGGCCCAGACUCAGUGAAGUGUUGCACGCUGCGAGGUCAGACUCCACUCUUCCUCGCAGUAGAACAUGGUCUUAUAGAAAAUGCCUCCUUCCUCCUCAAACAUGGAGCCAGCCCAGACAUCCAGGAUGACAACCAGGACUCGCCGCUAUUUGUGGCGAUCCGCUUAGACCGCCUUGACUUGGUGAAGCUGCUGCUCCUGCGUGGCUCCAACGUGCACCAGGAGGGUUGCCAUGGCCGUCGGCCCCUCCACGAGGCCUCACGGUUGGGCAGAAUGGAGAUGGUAAAGGUGCUGCUGGAGGCCGGAGCGAGGCCCGACCCCCGCAGCCACUAUGGCCUCACGCCGCUGGCUCUAGCAGCUCAGGAAGGUCACCUAGAGGUGGUGCAGAUUCUGCUGAAGAAAGGUGCUGACGUCUUCUCUCAGGCACAGGACGAGGCAUCCAUCAUGUAUGAAGCAUCAGCGUCUGGUAAUCCAGCCGUCAUCAGCCUCCUGCUGGAAUAUGGUGCCGAUGCCAACGUUGCCAAACACACGGGACACAUGCCAAUCCACCGUGUCGCUCACAGAGGACACCUGGAAGCUCUGCAACUACUGCUUCCUGUCACCUCUAUGAGGGACAUAAAUGACAGUGGGAUGAGUCCCCUUCACUCAGCUGCUGCAGGAGGACACACAAACUGCAUCAAGGUAUUGCUGGACGCAGGGUACGACCCCAACUACAUGCUCCACCCCUGGGUUCGCCGCAGCUACGAUGAUGAGAGGAAGUCAGCUCUCUUCUUUGCCGUCUCUAAUAAUGAUAUGCCGUCAGCAAAAUUGCUGCUGGAGGCCGGAGCCAUGACCAACCAGGACCCGGUCAAAUGUCUGCAGGUUGCACUGCGCAUGGGCAACUAUGAGUUGAUGGACCUGUUGCUGCAGUUCGGAGCCAACGUCAACUAUUACGCCAGGAUAAACACGACUCACUUCCCGUCAGCGCUGCAGUACGCUUUCAAAGACGAGGUGAUUCUCAGGAUGCUGUGUAACUAUGGUUACAAUGUGGAGCGCUGCUUUGACUGUCCCUAUGGAAACAAACCCCACAUCCCUGAAGACUAUGAGGGAUGGAGCGACAGCGUGAUCAAAGACACCAUGUUCUGCGAGGUGAUCACAGUUUCCUGGCUGAAACACCUGUCGGGCCACGUGGUUCGUGUCCUGUUGGACUACGUGGAUCACGUGACCAUGUGCUCCAAACUGAAGGCGGUUCUGAUGGAGCAGAAGCAGUGGCCGGACAUCUGCAGACUGCAAGAAAACACCCGCUGCCUGCAGCAUCUCUGCCGCCUGCGAAUCCGCCGGAGCCUCGGCCGCCUCCGUCUCCGGUCCCAGGUCUUCAUGAGCUUCGUGCCGCUGCCGGAGCGGCUGAAGGACUACAUCCUGUACCGGGAGUACAACCUGCUGCGGGGCCGGUGGGGCGGCAAUCCGGGCUGAUAAUUUAGAGGCUAAAAGAGGAGCGUGUUAGGCUGACAUACAAAUGUGUAUAUUUUUAUUUCACAAAGAAAAUGGGGGGAAAUUAAGGAGCAUGCAAAACAUGUGUUUUUGGUAGCGUUCGCAAGACAGCUCGAAAAGAUAGAUUGAUUGAAGGUCAAAGGCAACAAUUAGGAAAUGAUACUGGUGUAUUCUUAAUAUGACGUGUCACCUUUGACCUCUGACCUCACUCUUACAUUUCACAUCUGCCUUUUUUUCACCUUGACUCUAAAAUGUGUUUUAAGAGAAAAAGUGAGUCUAGUUAGUUACAAAUAUAAUGCAGAAUAAUAUUAUAUAAUAAGCUCGAGUUGUUCAUGACAAGUCAUUUACAAAUCAAUACAAUCAUCCAUUACCAACUGAUGCAUAAUGUUUUGUUUAAUCAUUUACAUUUAAAAACAACAAACAAACUGAAGAUGUAGAACAUACUAUACUAUUCCCUUAAAAGUAAAUACUGCCCCGAGAGCCAACUGUGCGAAUAUGUUAUUGUACACAUGCACAUUUUUAAAAUAAAACAAAACAUUUGCAGAUUUAAAAAUACAAAUAAUAAAAAAAAUUAAUGUUUUCUACAUCAAAGAAACAAUAAUGUAUUAUUAAGUCAUUUUAUAAUUAUUGUAUUUAAGUUUACGUUAGAAAAAAAUCAAGCACCAUCUUGUUUUUGUAAGGUUAUUUAUUUUGGAAAACAACACGUGGUAUCUGCUAAAGAAAGGUGUGAUGCGGGUCCCCAUUUCUUUACUGAUGCUACACAGGUGUACAGUAAGGUUAGAGAUCUGUAGGCUAUUGUAUUGAUAAAACAGCAGUUUCCACAGUGUUUUUAAUUAGUUUUAAUAUUUUUGAAUAUCCAAAUAAUGUGCGGGACUAUACAAACACAUUACCACAUGUCCUGGAUAUUUACGUUAUAAUAGCCCGUCAAUAUAAGAUUACAUGUUUUAUACACAUAUUGCUUCAGAUUGUUAAGUGUAAAUGUAUAAAAUGUGAUGUAACAGUAUAAAAUUGAUGUCAGUAUUCAACAUGGUGAUUUAUGACAAUGACAGCAAAAAUAAACAUAAUAAUGCUGCAAUUU